Messenger RNA from Hyaloperonospora brassicae, 1116 nucleotides. NCBI's taxonomy places the organism in Eukaryota, Oomycota, Peronosporomycetes, Peronosporales, Peronosporaceae. The record is from the annotation of a GenBank genome assembly.
AUGACUGAGGCCAUUUCCAUCUCCCGGGGCCAGCAGCUCGAAGCAGCGGUCGAGCACUUGCCCGACUGGUACUUUGCAGCCCUGAAACACCCCCCGUCUUCGUCCCCUUCGUCCUCCUCUUCGCCCUCGUCGUCGUCCUCACGCUCUGCGUCCCCUUUCAAACGAACCACCGCCACACUCACUCACGUGGACUCCCUCAGCUCUCUUGACGUCCUCCACGCGACGCUCAAUGCCGUCUGCGAGACGGACGAUAAGCCCCAACCGCUGGACGAAGACGACGUGCGAGACGACGGCCUCCCGCACGAGCCGUCGUCGAAUGCCACGAUCUGCUGCCUCGACGACGAGCUCGAGCUCAGCGAACUCGCGCUCCCGCAGGAGCUCCAGUUGACACAGAGUCGAGACGAGGAAGUGGGUGCGUCGAGUCCCCGCGAGUCGACGACCGCGUCGGCCGAGAGCGCGACCGCAGACCUCGUGGUCUCGGGCUUUUCCAUGCGCGGGCGCGAGAAGCGCGUGCUGUACCACAUUGACGUGGUCGACCACGACGCGCCGUUGCAAACCUAUACCAUCCGGCGGAGCUACUCGGACUUUAAAGAGCUCUACACGCAGCUAUGCGACAUUCUCGCGAACCGGCAAUCUUAUUACCGCAAUCGAGCCAGUUCGCGUCUGGCACGAGGAAUGCCGUCGGCCACAUCAACGGACGCGCCACGCGCGACAAGAAGGUCUGGGCGGUCGAUGACGACGACGACGAUGCAGGAGGAGCUGCUCGAGCAGUCGAUCAUGGCGUUCGCGUUGCCGCCGUUGCCCCACGCGGGGUUCCUCACGUACUGGAAACGACACGACCGAUCGCACGUGCAGUCGCGAUGCGACCGCUUCCAAGAGCUCUUGCAGGCCGUGCAACGCAUGACGUUCCUGCGCGAGUCGUUCGCCAUGCGCAAGUUUCUGAGCGUCGCGCCCUGUGCCAUCCGAGAUCGCGGCUCGUCGUACGUCUCGCUCUGCGAGUACGGCGUGCCGACGCUGAACCCCGAAGAAGAGCAGCGCGAGCGGAAGCGACGAGCACAAAAGUAUCGUCGCAAUAGCACUGCUAGUAACCAGUCGACACGGAUCGUCGAGUAUUGA